GUUAAUUGUUCAAAAAUGUAUGAUUAUUAUAAAAACAAUAACAAAAUCCCACCCUUAACCCUGCCCCUAACCCCAACGUCACAGGAGUCAAGGAAAAUCAUACAAAAUGUAUGAAUGUGGUUGUACAAAUUAAUACGAAUUAGCCACCUUGUAAAAUACAUACGAAUUGCCAUGAGAUAGUGUUGGAGAUGUAUUGUCUAUAGCAUGGGUUCCCAAACUUUUUAUUUUGGUAUAAUCUAGCUUGGAACCAACAAUAUAUUUUUAAAUAAAAAUAUAAGGAAACACAUUUUUCUCUUUUACUACAAAUGAGUAGUUUUUAUUUUCUUGUCAUUUAUUUAAUUAAUGAGAUGUAAGUUUACCAAUAUCAAAGUUUAGCAAUAUGUUGAAUUAUAUCAAAAUUAAUGUCAUUGCUUGUCAUUUGUUGGACUAAACUGUUUAUUGUGUGAUUCACCGCUACUACAGCCAAGCGACUUUGUGCGACCCACUUAAUACCACUGCACAACCUACAUGUGAGUCCCGACCCACAGUUUGAAAACCCCUGGUCUAAAGUAGUUUAAUAAUAAAGUGGACUGAAUAAAUAGCACUUUUCAGUGUGUGGCACCACAUUAAAUUUACCUGAAAUAUGAAGUCAUUAUACUUUACAAUGCAGUUUUUUUUGUGGUGUAUGUUUUACAGUGUAUCUUUAUCACUGAAACAUAAAUUGUACAUAAAACUUAAACUAAUAAAUAGUUAUUCUUUGACUGCAAGCAUUGUGGCAUUCAUCACAGCAGCAUCCCCAUCUCCCUUCAUUAUGGUUAAGUAAAGUUUAUAUUGGCAAUGCACUCUUAGGUUUUAACCUCAAACCAGCAAGUCACUAAAUGUUAGAUGGUGCGAGCAGAUUUGAAAGGGGGACUUGUAAGGUGUGACCAAAUAUGUGUGACUCAGUUCUCUGAAAUUGAUUGCAUCUCAUAGAGGAACUAAGUGUCACAAUCUGCACUGUAUCGUAUCAGCAAACAAAACUGCAGCAGAAAUACAUUUCAAGCUGCAUUUUGAGACUUGCAAUACUUUGUGAGAACAUUCCUGUCCAUUCAGUUAUAACAAAAUGUUUACUGCAAGCUAUGGAGACAUCAUGAAUUCAACUCUAGAAGUCACAGAUGAUCCUGAAUACCCAACCUAUGACUAUGACUCUGUCACUACAAGCCCUCCCAGCGUGUCAGGACCACAAUGCAGGGAAACAAUAUGUGUAAUCACGGUUAUUUUAAAAGUGAUUAUUUUCCUGCUUGGUAUCGUUGGAAAUGGAGCAGUGAUCUGGAUUGCUGGUUUUAAGAUGAAGAAGUCAGUUAACACCACCUGGUACCUGAGCCUGGCCAUAUCUGAUUUCAUUUUCUGCAGUACCCUCCCUAUAACCAUCGUCCAUACAGUUACAAACAAGUGGUCAUUUGGUCUCUUCAUGUGCAAGUUCGUAUCCUUUGUAAUGUUCCUCAACAUGUACAGCAGCAUCUUCAUUCUCGUCAUUAUAAGUGUGGACCGCUGUUUGACCGUCAAGUUUCCUGUAUGGGCCCAAAAUCAUCGAUCUGUAGUCAAGGCUUCGGUUGUAGUUGCACUGACUUGGCUCAUGUCGGUUUCGCUUAGUAUACCACCACUGAAAUUCAGAGAAACUGGUACUGUGGAAUUCAAAGAAACUGGUAUUGUGAAAAAAACCCUGGGAUGUUACAACAAAUACGGGGGACAUCACAAUCACCUAACUGCCGUGUUUCUUCGAUUUUCUUUGGCCUUUUUAAUCCCAUUGCUCAGUAUUUGUUUCUGCUACUCCAUCUUGAUUUGCAAACUAAGGGCAAACCAAUUAUCCAAAUCCAACAAGCCCUACAAGAUCAUGACAAUUUUGAUUGUGACUUUUUUCCUCUGCUGGAUGCCAUUUCAUAUUGUUGCUAUGAUAGAGUUUGGCGCAUCUAAGGGUAGCGAAACCUUUAAGGAAGCCAUUUACUCAGCCCAAAGAAUAACCGCUACUCUUGCCAUCUCAAACAGCUGUCUAAACCCAUUCCUAUAUGCAUUUAUGGCCAAGGAUUUAAAGAAGAAAUGCUAUUCAUUCCUGUCAAAGAUUGAAAGUGCCAUUGAUGAGGAGACCCGAAGCGGUUUCAAAGGAACUUCUAUUACCAGUACUGGGGAUAGACUGUCCACUGCUGUCUGACAAUGUAAACGUUUAUGAGAAUAUGAGACAAAACAGAGCAGCUAUAAAUUGUAUGUAAGCCAAGAUUUUGUAAACAAAAAAUGGAUAAAUUUCUCCAACAAACUCAAAUACUUAGAGUAAAACAUGUCACAACACCAUAACAUCGCCCCCAAACUAGUAAAUCCCAGAUCGAGGACACUCUUGUUUUUUAAAGAUGUACAAAUGUAACAAAAAUCUUGUGACAAACAUUAUAUUUCAUUUGCUUCACUAUCAAGUGCGUGCCAACUUUUUUUAUCGUGUCCCUGUCUAUGAAAUUCAGGGUAAAGACACAGAAGAGAUCAGGGGUGCAUUUCCCAAAAGCAUCGUUAGCCAAUGAACAUCGUAAGUUCAAACAUCGUUCAACGAUUUGGUGUUUCCCAAAGCCAUCGUUCAAACGAACAUUUGCAAACUGCAUCGCUAACUUUUGUUGUUGGAACAACAGCUCUUCACCUGUCGUUAGAAGCAUCGUUCCUUGUUAUUAUCAUAUGUUGAUUAUGCUUUUGAACAAAAUAAGCAAAAAACAUGUAGUACAGUCUAUAUCCAUCAUUCUAAGUAUAUUACAAUUUUAUUUGACGUCUUUAAAUUUGUAAACAGAAUGAAAGCGCUGCAUUUAAAAACUGUGCAUGUGCGCAAUCUACAAGUUUUAAGACCCUGGGGAAUCCCUGGGAGGAGUGACGUAAGAGGGAACUUGCACGUAGAUUAAAUAUCUUGAAAAUAAACAAAAGAUAACUAAAUCACGAUAACAAAAUCAGUCUUCCGAUGCAAUAUAUGUUAAUGACAUUAAAUCGAUUUGCACAGAUUUAUUAAUACUUCACCUCCCACGUGACAUCAUCAACCAUGUUGUUAAACCAUUCAAACGACGAAUGACUAUGCUUUCGGGAAACAGUCUUGACAAGGUAGUUUGUUUCUCCAAUGAUGCAUCGUACUAUGGUCGUUCAGCAACGGGUUACGUUGUUGUUUGGGAAACGCACCCCAGAGCAUCAAAUUUCAAUCAUUGAUUUCACUUUAAUUUCAAUCUUUGACAUGACCUUACCCAGUCAAUAUUAAAUUUUU
This is a messenger RNA of Paramisgurnus dabryanus, 3238 nucleotides long. The record is from RefSeq and is a predicted model, not a curated record. NCBI's taxonomy places the organism in Eukaryota, Metazoa, Chordata, Actinopteri, Cypriniformes, Cobitidae.